This is a messenger RNA of Exophiala aquamarina CBS 119918, 282 nucleotides long. RefSeq lists its product as uncharacterized. Gene Ontology annotation, biological process: double-strand break repair via homologous recombination; proteasome assembly; mRNA export from nucleus. The transcript is spliced from 3 exons. NCBI's taxonomy places the organism in Eukaryota, Fungi, Ascomycota, Eurotiomycetes, Chaetothyriales, Herpotrichiellaceae. The coding region runs from base 1 to 282 and encodes 93 amino acids. The record is from RefSeq and is a predicted model, not a curated record. Gene Ontology annotation, cellular component: proteasome complex; proteasome regulatory particle, lid subcomplex.
AUGUCGUCUUCAGAGGCACCCACCAGCAAGUUGCAGCCGACCCAGGAAAGCGAGGCAGAUCCAUCACAGACAUCCAAGACAGCAAGCACGCAGCCGCCUGCGUUGCUCGAGGAGGAUGAUGAGUUCGAGGAUUUUCCUGUCGAAGACUGGUCGCAAGAAGACACGGAGGUCCCUGGGGGAACCACUCAUCUAUGGGAAGAGAGCUGGGAUGAUGACGAUGAAAAUGAGGACUUUAGCAAGCAGUUGAAGGAGGAACUCAAGAAGGUCGAGGCCAACAAAUAG